GACGGACAGAUCGAUACGCCGACGUGACUUGCACGAUCAGAUCAAGCUUGCGAGCGAGACAGCCGGCAGAUCCAUGGACGAUAACAUGCUUGCUGGCCUGCUGGCGGGCGCCGGCCUCCCCGCGCGGCCGCCGGGCGGCGACACGCCGCUCCCCGACUCGUCGGAGCAGAUCUACAUCGCCCCCGUCGCGCUCCUCAAGAUGCUCAAGCACGCGCGCGCCGGGGUGCCGAUGGAGGUGAUGGGGCUGAUGCUGGGGGAGUUCGUGGACGAGUACACGGUGACGGUGGUGGACGUGUUCGCGAUGCCGCAGAGCGGCACGGGCGUGAGCGUGGAGGCCGUGGACCACGCCUUCCAGACCAACAUGAUGGACAUGCUGCGGCAGACGGGGCGGCCGGAGAUGGUGGUGGGCUGGUACCACUCCCACCCGGGCUUCGGCUGCUGGCUCUCGGCCACCGACGUGCAGACGCAGCUGAGCUUCGAGCAGCUCAACCCGCGCGCCGUCGCCGUCGUGCUCGACCCCAUCCAGAGCGUCAGGGGCAAGGUGGUCAUGGACGCCUUCCGCCUCAUCAACCCGGCGGCGAUGCUCACGGGCCACGAGCCGCGCCAGACCACCUCCAACGUCGGCGGCACCGUGCGCCCCUCCGUGGAGGCGCGCGUCCACGGCCUCGGCGUGCACUACUACUCGCUCGCCAUCGGGCACCGCCAGAACGAGGUCGAGGAGCGCAUGCUCGCCUGCCUCAACCGCAAGCGCUGGUCCGACGGGUUCGUCCUGCAGAGGUUCGAGGACGCCGAGAACGCCGGCGCCGUGAGCGGGAUGCGGGACCUCGCGGUGCAGUACGACGCGCAGGUCAGGGAGGAGGACGUGACGCCGCCGGAGAGGCUGGCCGUGGUGAGGGCGGGCAGGCCGGACGCCAAGAAGCAGCUCGGGGAGAGAGCCGAGGCCGCCAUGUCCGGCAACAUCGUGCAGACGCUGGGCAUGAUGCUCGACACGGUCACCUUCUAGGCAGUAUGUGGCUUGGGUUUCAUCGGUUCAGCACUAUAAUUGAUAUCUUUUUAUUGUGCCAGUUUCAUAGUUGGAUGAUCUUCGUUUGUCUACGGUGAUCGUUUUUUGCAAGGAGCUUUGCUACGGUCAUGUGUGCAAAAGAUGCUGUCGAAGAGAUAUUGCCCGAUGUAUGCACGACCUGAAAAUCCAGCGGCCGGUCAUGCGCAUGUCCGGCUGGAUGUAUGUGUCGUCUGUGAAUCGUCUGAAUUCUGUCGUCCGCAUAGCACUGCUCUUUUUGAAAGAAAAAAAGAUUUACUCUGCU
Triticum aestivum (bread wheat) is the source of this 1304-nucleotide messenger RNA. RefSeq names its product 26S proteasome non-ATPase regulatory subunit 14 homolog. The transcript has 2 exons. The coding region runs from base 74 to 1003 and encodes 309 amino acids. Lineage: Eukaryota; Viridiplantae; Streptophyta; Magnoliopsida; Poales; Poaceae. Gene Ontology annotation, molecular function: metallopeptidase activity; protein binding. The record is from RefSeq and is a predicted model, not a curated record.